Messenger RNA from Puccinia graminis f. sp. tritici CRL 75-36-700-3, 2039 nucleotides. RefSeq lists its product as uncharacterized. NCBI's taxonomy places the organism in Eukaryota, Fungi, Basidiomycota, Pucciniomycetes, Pucciniales, Pucciniaceae. The coding region runs from base 38 to 1801 and encodes 587 amino acids. Gene Ontology annotation, biological process: protein histidyl modification to diphthamide. The transcript has 4 exons. The record is from RefSeq and is a predicted model, not a curated record. Gene Ontology annotation, molecular function: 2-(3-amino-3-carboxypropyl)histidine synthase activity.
GAAACCCAGUCAAGACUCAAGAACGAACGACUUGACCAUGGCGACCAUCGACGAGGGACCAUCAGCAUCAAAAGAAUCGCAAACAGACAUCCUGUCGGAUUACAAGAUACUCGAGACCGUCGAAUGGAUCGCCCGACACUCAUUCACUAUCGUCGGCUUGCAGUUCCCAGACGAACUUUUGUCUAUUUCGGUUCCUAUCUUCCGAUCACUCAGGUCGAGGUUAGAUUCAGACGAGAUCGAGUUGUAUAUCAUGGCUGACACGACCUACGGAAGCUGUUGUGUUGACCAUGUUGCUGCUCAACACGUCCAUGCCCAGGCGGUGGUACAUUAUGGACAGGCUUGUUUGAGCAUAACGCCUUCAUUACCAGUGUUUUACGUGCUUCCGAAAUUCCCAAUUUCUGAUGAGAUGGUCGAGCGUACUGCCAAAAGGAUGGUCGAAUCCUUAUAUUCUAUGGACCCGACAUUCGACGUAUCAAAUGAUUCGAACCAGAUAUUGUUAAUGUAUGAUGUUGGAUAUCAUUGGAAGAGUGAAAGCAUUACAAACUGUCUCAAGACCAAUUUCAACCUGCCAAUUGUCAGACAUGAGCUCGGUCUAGAAGAAACAAAAAAUCUGCUAAUACCUCCACACAGUUCAGCCAGCGUCGCACCUUCAAUCAAUCAAUGUAGUGAGCAAACGUGCUGUCAAUCUUCUUGUCAAGACUCAAAACCUUGCUCUAAUCAGCCUAUCGCUUGUACAACAACGACAACAACAACGACGCCAACCACAAACAUUCCAAUUAGUCAGGAAGCUGGUUCAUCUGUGUUACCUUCGAAUAGUAGAGGCAAUAAGACCGACUUUUCCAGUUAUCAAGUAGUGUUUUAUGUUGGAAGCGAAUCAUCCAGAUUAACGCACUUCCUAGUCACACAUCCCCAUCUACCGGUGAUAGCUGUCGACCCUAAUCAGACUGAAGAAGAUUCGAAUGAUCACUCACGUUUACAACAAAACAACCGAACCAAAAAACUCUUGAUGAGACGAUAUGCCACAAUUCAACGAGCCCGAGAUGCGGAUGUCUUUGGGAUCUUGGUGGGCACCCUUGGAGUUCGACACUAUUUAGAAAUGAUUAACCGAACCAAGAAGUUGAUCGAAGAGGUUUUCAAGAAGAAAGCAUACAUAAUCUCGGUGGGCAAGUUGAAGCCAGAAAAGCUCAUGAAUUUUGCCGAGAUCGAAGCCUGGGUCUUGGUCGAUUGUCCAGAAAGUUCGCUGCUAACCCUCGAUGGUAAGACCGGCGAACGAUUCGAUCCCAAGCAGUUCGGCGCACCGAUCAUUACCCCAUGGGAGUUAGAAAUUGCUCUCAAUAGUUGUAUCGAACCUUCCAACGAUGAUCAGUCGGAAAAUCAGAAACGAGUAUGGGAUGGCAAACUCGUCCUUGAUUUCGAACAGAUUCUUUCCGUCUGGCAGGCAGAGGAUUCGUUCGACACGUCAGCCCCCAAGAACGGACCCCCUUCACCGCAUAGUGGGGAUAGCGAUCAACAGGAAGGACCAGUGUUUUCAAUGGUCACUGGUGGAUAUAAGUACCGACGCAAUUGGAAUGAUAAUCACGAAUCAGAAAGCCAAUCAAAAGAAGUCCAAAAACUAGAGAUGAAGGACAAACAGGAGCUAAUCGAAUCAGUCAAGGGAGCUGCAAGUCAAUACGCUCUGAGUCAUCGGACUUACUUCGGCUUGGAACCUCGCUUCGGACUCGACCCUCCGUCGAAAGUUUCUGCUGGAAGAUACGGUAUCCCGCAGGCUUAUCAGGACGAUCAUCCUGACUCGGCCUCUUGAUCCCCUGCAAUUUAGUCCCUCCCUGUUCUUUCACGUUAUUUAAUUUGUCUCUCUAUUGUUUUGAGUUUUUUUUUAUAACUUGGAUCGACUUCAAAACAUCCACCAAGACCCAACCCAUAAGCUAUUUGUCAUUGACAUGAAGUGCCACAGUAACAAGUGAUAGAACACCCUGGUGCCAUUAUCCAAUUUCAUUGUAAGCUUCUUAAGCUAGCAUAUUACCAUCAGGACAAGUCUCCAC